AUGCCAAAAUCAAAUCCAUCCGCGUCCCCGAGGACACAGCACUCCAACGCAAAAUCCUCUGGCGACGACAACGCUGCUCGCCUCUCCGACGUCGCCCUCAGGAAAAAGAAAAACGCAGAUGCCCAGGCUGCAUUCAGAGCUAGAAGAGCCAAUUAUAUUGCUACUCUCGAAGAAACAGUGACGAGUCUGGAAUCUGUUGUCAUCCAACUCCAAGAAUCGUGUCGAGAAUCUCGCGCAGAGGCCCUCGAGUUGCGUCAGGACAACGUCCGCCUGCGUUAUGAACUUCGGGAGCGUGAAAAAUACUGGAGGGUCCUGUGGCAAUCGCGCAAAGCGGGACAAGAUCCCGACGAUGCUACCCCGCCAUUGCCGCCGCUACCAUCCGCCGCCCUCGCGCCUCCCAAUGUCCACAUCGGGCCCUCUCAUGCAGUUCAAUACCCCGACGACAGCGUAUCUUAUAGACCGGAUGAACCCUCCACAUCCACUCCCUUCAACGGCUCUGAAAAUUCGUAUGCAUCGCCAUCCAUUCCUCUGGUAGAACAAGAGAACGGCCACGACGAGUCAAGUUCCAGGCUCGCCAAGUACGGCGCUUAUUCCUAUCCGACCAACACGAUUAACGGUUCUCCGCGUGACUCACGAUGGCCAUUACAAGUUCUCCCUGUGGUCAACCCUGGCGGUGAGUCUGGCACACAGACACCAAUUUACGGCGAAUCACCUACCCUCACCUCGCCCGAAAUGUCAUUUACCGGAUACGCGGCUGAAGAAACAAAGCCUGCACUCCAUAACGUUCUCGACAGGGCGCCCUAUGGAUUCGCGACUGACGAACGCUUUCCACAACGAUUGAAUGACGGUAGCAUCCCCAGCGACAGCAGGUCGAUAUCACCGACCGCUUCCACUGCUCAGACAGCCUCCUCCUCUGCUACCUCCCUGACCUCGCCCUUUAAUUUUACCUUUCCUGACAGCUCUGCAUCUAACGACCGCAGAGAUUUCGACUUUCGACGCCAUUCCCUGCCCCAGGGGGAGAUUACUCUCCAUGGUGGUACUGCCGACAUCACGAUGGCUGGUCUCGCAGGAUCCGAUGCCGUCAGGUACCGCCUAAAUUCCCGAAAGGAUGUCCUAGGACAGCUACCACCAGUAGUUGCCGGCAACGACAACGGUGGGGCAUCAUCCGACCGAACCAGCGGCGACGAUGUCCAUUCACUCGCAUCCCGGUUGCGGCGAAGGCGAGGCACAAUGCCAUCCUCCCGAUCGCCGUCUCCAGGUCUCCCUUCUCUAUCCAGCACCGUAGCGGUUAUCAAGGCACAGGCCUUUGGAGCUUUGCGGCGAACCCGGGCAAGGGGUAAGAAGUCAUCUGAAGGUGCUGCGAAGGUGGCCAUGGAUGUUUUGGAAGCGCGAGGCAUUGGGAUUGGCGGGCCUUCCACCGGUUCGAAACGCCAACGAACGGACAGUGACUCGAUGGAAUCGUAA
This is a messenger RNA of Coprinopsis cinerea okayama7#130, 1464 nucleotides long. RefSeq lists its product as hypothetical. The transcript has 2 exons. Bases 1 to 1464 code for a protein of 487 amino acids. Gene Ontology annotation, biological process: regulation of DNA-templated transcription. Gene Ontology annotation, molecular function: DNA-binding transcription factor activity. The record is from RefSeq and is a predicted model, not a curated record. Lineage: Eukaryota; Fungi; Basidiomycota; Agaricomycetes; Agaricales; Psathyrellaceae.